AUGUUGCUGCUCGACAAGAACGAGGCCCAAGGUGUCCGCACCGCUGUGCUCGACUCUAUCCGUCAAUCCUCUCGCGAAGACAUCGGCAGCGGCCGCGUCGCGCACAAGGUCGGCAUCGUGACCGGCGUCGGCCCGGCCUCUGGCAUUGGGACCUUUGCCUCGCGCCUCUUUGCCCGCGAAGGCGCUCGCGCACUGUACCUUCUCGACUUGUCGGACGUGCUCCCCGACUUCGCAUCCGAGCUGGCCAAGACUUUCCCGGACACCAAGAUUACCUUUGUGCGUGGCGACGCCGCCGACGAAGCGACUGUGCGAGACAUUGUUGCCCGCGCUGUAAAGGAGGAAGGCAGGCUCGACUUUUACUUUGCCAACGCCGGAAUCUCGAAUGUCCGCCCCAAGGAGUGGGGCAAGUUUGACCCCAAUAGCCGCGAGAGCCAGCUCCAGGCGCUUAGGCAUGGUGGGCGGACAUUGGACAUGAUCUCUGUUGAGGAGUUUAUGGAAAUCCAGCGCGUUAAUGUGCUAUCGGGCUUCCUUGCGCUCAAGUACGCCGCUCCUGCCAUGCAGGAUGCCGCUCCAGCUGUUGGGAAGCGUAUUCCCGGUGGCUCGAUUGUUUUGACCGCCUCGGUGGCGGGCCGCCUCGCUAAUGCCGGCUCGCUGCCUUACUCGGCGUCCAAGGCUGCCGUUGUGAGCAUGGCCCAGACUGGCGCCUACGAGUAUGCCGGGUACAAUAUCCGCAUCAACGCUAUCUGCCCCGGCCUCAUCCAGACGGACAUGACUGCUGCCGUUUUCGCCGCCGCUCGUUCCAAUCACAACGAGGGCGCAACGGGCCAGAUCAACCCCCUACUCCGUCAUGGCUUGCCGGUUGAAAUUGCACAGGCUGCACUCUGGCUCGUGUCUGACGACGCGAGCUACGUCAACGGCCAGCCGAUCCCCGUCGAUGGCGGCCUCACAGCCAGCAUGCCGUACCAGCGCAAGCUGGUCAAGCGGCCGGCCAAGCUCUAG
This is a messenger RNA of Cutaneotrichosporon cavernicola, 999 nucleotides long. RefSeq lists its product as uncharacterized. Gene Ontology annotation, molecular function: oxidoreductase activity. The record is from RefSeq and is a predicted model, not a curated record. The coding region runs from base 1 to 999 and encodes 332 amino acids. The transcript has 2 exons. Lineage: Eukaryota; Fungi; Basidiomycota; Tremellomycetes; Trichosporonales; Trichosporonaceae.